Messenger RNA from Ruditapes philippinarum (Manila clam), 5988 nucleotides. Its product is annotated as low-density lipoprotein receptor-related protein 4-like. NCBI's taxonomy places the organism in Eukaryota, Metazoa, Mollusca, Bivalvia, Venerida, Veneridae. The record is from RefSeq and is a predicted model, not a curated record.
UAUGGAUAUGUGUGUUCAGAGAAUAUUCAUGCCAAGGUGAUAACAGUAACGUCAAAUUACCAAAAGAAAGAGGCUUGAUUGUAACACUUCUUGACAGAAAUACCCCUACACACGCCGUCAUUCGUCAUAUACCGAUCUUUCUUGGCUACGAGAAUUUUAAUGGAUCUAUACCAGGAAUUAGGAUUACGUCACGUGGCAGAACUCACGUGCUCAGUAUUGACGUCGACUAUAGAAGUAAAGAGUUCUUCAUGUACGAUUACCAUCUUGGAUCUAUAAUAAUGGGAACUGGAUACCACAAAGAGCUGAAUGCAACCAACAUUGACCUACACACUUUGCAUAUGGGCGUGUCCAAAGGCACAGUACAAAUUGCAUAUGAUUGGCUCUCUAAAACGGUUUAUUGGACGGAUUCCUUGUAUCGAUGGAUUAUCGCCGCCCCGACGGACAUGGGAAAAAUUAUGAACGACUACUAUAAGAUCAUAGUUGAUGAUCAUCUAGAUUUUCCAGACGGAAUAGCGGUUGACCCAAAGAACGGAUACCUAUUUUGGUCCGACAACGGGGUGCAUCCGAAAAUAGAGAGAUCUGAUUUGGAUGGUAAGAACAGACACACAAUAAUAACAAAACAUCUGAAGUCUCCGUCAUCGAUCAAAGCAGAUAUAUUUGACAAGCGUAUUUACUGGAUAGAUUCCCUCAGUGAAGACAUUCUUUCCGCAACUUACGAGGGCCGGGACAUAAAAAUGAUUGCUAGAAUAUCGAGAUCUGUACUUUUUGAUAUAGCUAUAUACAAGAAUGUUGUGUAUGUGUCGGAUAUUUACAAUUACGACUUAUACACAUUGAACAAAACUACCGGUAGACAGCAGUCAACGAUUGUCCAAAUUCCAGACGAAACAGUUUAUGGCCUGGCAGUCUAUGGCGAAGAAACGCAGCCACUAAAGGACAAGGAUUAUUGUGCUAUAAAGAACUGCGACCAACUUUGUAUCACUGAACAGUCUGGUGCAAAAUGCAUAUGUUCCGAAGGAUAUAUAUUCAAUACAACAACGGGAUUAUGUCAGGAGUCAAAUGCUCAAUUUCACAAAGCUGUUGUAUUUUCAAAUUCAACACAUAUUUGUCUCAUGGACUUAAGAGGGCUCGCCCACGACGCUUACGGCUUAGUUUGCAGAUUCAAUGUUUUAACACCACCUUCAAGUGCUUCUACAACUUCACCAGUUCCAUCAUCAACAUCAUCUCCUUCCGUACCAACAGCCUCACCGAAUGACCUCAUCAAGAUGAUAGAACUGGAUGUUGACAACAGGGUUAUAUAUUUCGCUACUGGAGACAAUAAGAUAUAUAGAAGACCAGUUGAUUUGCCAAUAGAAAAUGGUGCGAAAGAGCUUAUAAAAGAUGCGCCAGGAAUAAUAAGUGGAUUGGCAUAUGACCUUAAAUAUUCACCAAAUCUAUACUGGUCAGAGUCGGACACAAACAAUAUAUGGUACGUGGACACAUCAACAUUAUUUUCAAACAGGAUAUUCACCGGCGGACAGAAUACCCUCGUUAAACCGAGGGACAUUAUUGUUCUCCCCAAUGAAAGAAGUUUGGCAUGGGUAGCAGGCAAUCAAGGGAAUGUGUCUAUUCAGAUGAUGACGAUAACUGGGCAGAAUCUUCGCACAGUUAAAGCCAACCUACCAGAGGUCGUUUCCAUGGUUUAUGACCACGAGGCACGGGUGUUUUACUUCGUUUCAAACAACAAAUUAUACAAGGUAGCGCUAAAUGGGACGGAGAUAAGCCAAUAUCCUUUAGAAAAUCCAAAUGUUUAUUUAAUUCUCCAUUACAACAAUUAUUUAGCUUGGAUUUACACAAAUGCUGCGCUUGGAUAUGUCAUUAAAACAAAGGAUUUGAUAACAAACACCACAGUCACGCAUAGAAUCCUUAGCAGAACAUCUCUGUACAACAGCAUGAAAGUUCUUGAUACCAAUCUAAAACUACCAAGCUCAAGUCCCUGUGCAUUCAUGAAUGGCGGAUGUGAACAAGUCUGCAUACCGACGUACUCAGGUGACAUCAUGACUAAAGUCUGUGACUGUUCCCUAGGUUUCAAGCUUGAGAAAGACGGUCUCACUUGUCGAUCAGACCUCACUAUGGAUAACUUUCUGCUAGUGACAGAUUGGACAAAUACAGCCUUACAUCAGAUAGAUUUGUCAACCGGUGGAAUUAAUUCUAUAUAUAACAAGGAAAACACUAUUUACGUGGGAAUGUACUACGAUGCACCGGCUGGUAGGCUGAUAUGGACUGAAUAUCGCCGCAGAUUCGUUUAUAGUUCGAAAUUGGACGGAAGCUACCCGAGAACGAUUGGUGAUAUAGGUGAUGCAUACCCCUACCGGAUGGACAAAGAUACGACAACAGGUAACCUGUACUAUACAACGAUUGGAGGAAACGACCACAUUGGCGUGCUGACACCUUCCGGGAUAAAUAAAGUGCUUCGUAGAAAAAAGGCGAGAGAAAUACUUGGGGAUAUAGUUGUUCACCCAGAAAAGGGCUGGAUGUUUUAUACUAUUGUUGCCACAGUAUCAUAUAUAGCACGUGCUAACAUGGAUGGGACAAAUGAAAGGAAGAUAAUCAUCGGUAAUCACGUGACCGUGCCUGAUGGGUUAACCAUUGACUUUACUAACAACACACUUUACUGGUCGGACGCCGCCAACGAUACAGUUCAACGUUGUAACUUUGACGGUAGGGAAUGCGUUACAUUAGUAAAUAGAACUGGUACAUACAAGCCAGAAGAAAUAAGAGACCUUGUCACCGACGGGGAAUUUCUUUACUAUUCAUCGUAUUUACGAGACCAUGUAGUUCGUGUAGAUAUAAAAGCACCAAAUGUAACCAAAAUAGUAGGACAGAACCCCAGCCUCGGAAAACUUGAUACAAUGGUAUUAUACAGAAAGACCAGCAAAAACAUACAACCCAUCAAUGAAGCUUGCAAAGCUCGUAAAGGUCUUGGAGACUGUAGUACUAUUUGUUUACCAACUGAAACUGGUAGAACGUGCUCUUGUGAAGAUGGCGUGCAACUUAAAAUGGACGGCAAGACUUGUUCACACAUAUACCAGUGUUCGGAUGUGAUCAGUCAGAAAAUCCCAACGACACGUGGUAAAGAAACAAUUGAUGUAGUAAUAAACCGCACGUGCAAUCGCUAUCUGAACGACACUUGUUCAUACAGUUGUCCGGCAUUUUACAUUCCUACCAGAACUUCAAAAUUAAUACUUAAAUGCACAAAUGUCGGAUGGGAUAGGGAAACUGAACCGCUUUGUAAAGAAUUAGUUUGUCCAGUCCCGGGAUCAAACAUUAAAAUUGUCGGAAAGUGCAGCAUGAGACCAGGUGAUGCCUGUAGCUUUGAAUGUGACAGUGGACAUAAAAAGACUACAGACAAGAUCUUGUGCGACAAUAAUUUGAAUUGGUCUCCUAAACAGAAAUGCAUGGAGUCAGCAACCGUAUCAGUGUCCCAAGCACAGUCUGGUGGAGUGCCAGUAGGCGGGGUUGCAGCCAUUGUCGUGGUUCUGGUGGUAAUCAUUAUCGCCCUUGUUGUCAUUGUUGUGUUCUUUCUUCUUCGAAGGAGAAGGACACAACGGCAGUCUACAUCUAGUGCGGCGCAGUUCCAUAACGGUCAAGACGGUAGUAUUGCUAUUGAAAACCCAGGUUAUAUUCCAACUGAACCGUCUACAACUUCCAAUCUUGAUGAGCAUCCUUAUUCAACUGUAGACCCAAGUCAUGUUCAACUAGGGGGUGUAGCAGACAAACUACCGGAAGUUUCGCAUGUCACUCACGAUACAGCGGUUCUCACACUAGACUCAUGGAUGAAAGAACAAAGACAAAAGGAUAAUUGAACUGGAAUGUGAUGAAAGACAAAUGAACAAUUGAUACUGGAAUGUUAGCACAUAGAUCUUGCUGUACCAGAUCGAACAUGUUAUGAAUAUAUUUGGUCAACUGUGUUUAAGGUGAUUAUAAGACGCAUAUAUGUUUUGGUGUAUGUAACAAAGCACUUCAGUAAGGUUGUCUUCCUGACUUAUACCUGAAAAAAAUACGUGAAAUAAAGUAAAUUGCUCAACUGUGGGAAUGUACUUGCUGGCCGGGUAUAUAUAAAUUGUCCAACAGUUGCACGUGAACUUAUGUAUAUGUAACCACUUUCCAGCUGUAAAUAAUUGUCUUAUUGUAUUUUUUAUAGUUUAUCACAUUGCUUAUAUACUUUGUUCUGAUAAACAUUUGAUGUUUUUGUAAGUUAUAUAUUAUUUAUACCAGUGUGUUUGUUUUGCUUUAUGGUGACAAUGUGCUUUCUCUUAUUCAAUCAAAACACAUACCUUUCCCUAGAAACACAUAUAAUAAUGUAACAGCAGUUGCUCCUUGCGGAUCCAGAGUGGGGUUAGGUAGGAGGUCAAGUCCACUACUACCACCUUUGGCUUUGGCUUGCAUAUUAAACUUCUCCCAACUUAGCGUUUAAAGCGAAAAUCUCGCAUAUCAACGAAAUAUUUGCUCAUGACUUCCCUCUGGAAAACGUGUAAAAUGUCAAACCAUGUCUUCAAUAUGCUUUAUCCCUUUUCGAAAAUGUGCGACUCUUCAUGGUCAAAAAGACCUGGAUCUGCGUUUAUUUUAAACAUAUUGUUUAUCAUUUUAAGACAUUUUUUUCAUAAUUGUUCUUUUUUAACUUUCGUUUUUAUUUGCUAUCCUGUAUAAAAUUCUUUAUUGUACAGAAUUGGGUCAGUUCAAGGAAGAUGAUUUCACAAUUGAGCUGGUUUUCUAUUUUUAGAACUUAUGCAAUAUUUCAGGUUAUACGUGUAUACGCAUGAGGAUAUGUUGCAUGUGUUUCUAAGUGUAUGUUUAUUAUUAUUAUUAUUAUUAUUUUGGAUAUAGUUGUUUAUAAUAAGAAUCUACUAUGACAUUGCUUAUUAUGAUUGUUAACAUCAUAAAUGUUUUACAUGUUGUUGGUGCAAUUCAAUGAAUCUAAUGUGGAAAUAAUACUGGAGCCUGUUUAAAUAAUAUUACAGUGCAAUGCAGUGCAGUGCUGUGAAGUACACUUGCGUUUUUUGCGUUUGUAUCUUCACGCAAAAUAACGCAAAAUAAUGCAAAAUAACGCAAAAUAACACACUUGUUUUUGAAUGUGUUUUAUUCUUUUGUUUUCCUUAAAGCCUCGUGCUUGAAAUACUGUACGCUCUGUAACGUCGGUUUUCAUUGGAUAAUAGUGCCGUUAUAUAUAUAUUAUCAAUAUUGAUAGCUACUGUAAAUUUAUCAUUUUUUAACUUCAAAUAAAUAAAAAAAAAAUGUCAGCUGUAUUAUACAUUUGUUACAAAUACUAAUAGAUGAUAAUUUUGACAGGUUAUAUGAUCUUUGAACAAUGCUAUUUAAGAAAUUUAUCAGGAACAUGGUAAGAUUAAGAAAGAACCUAUUGCGUGGCGUAAAUUCAAAUCAAUAAGGAGCAAGAAAAUUUAACACACAUUUUUUGUUACAGGUUGAUUUAAGGAACGGAUUUGAAUGGUGUGUUAAUAAUCUUAUAGCUUCUUUCACAAUCAAACUUAAAGCAGCACGCUUCCAAAAGCACUUACAACCCAUGUAAAUUUACCAUCAAGAGUUCAAAAUAUGCAAAAAUAGCUAGUAGUGAAAUGUAGUUAAAAAUUCAUUAAUAUCGCACAUAACAUGUAAAUUAAUACUAGAAUUUUGAGUCUUUACACUUUUCCUAAAAUAUUAGUACAUUUUUCUCAGGUAUGAUUUUAAAUAAAUUGUACUUGAACUUAACAGAACAAAACUGUUAUUUCAUCUUUUAUAAAAAUGUCAAUUUAUGAAAGUUGCGAUUUACUGAAUAUCUCUGUUAUUAUUAUUAUUUGAUUUUAUUAUUUGUUUGUGUGUUUAUCUGCAGGUCUUGUUUGAAACUGUUUUUGUUUUGAAAAUUAUAUCAUGUAUUGUCAUUGAUGCUUUGUUGUAUUGUGUUUGUUAAAUAAUUAUACAAAACCUUUUAAAUUCUAUUAAAGCUAUUAAUAUUCA